This is a messenger RNA of Lethenteron reissneri (Far Eastern brook lamprey), 3008 nucleotides long. Its product is annotated as WAS/WASL-interacting protein family member 1-like. The record is from RefSeq and is a predicted model, not a curated record. NCBI's taxonomy places the organism in Eukaryota, Metazoa, Chordata, Hyperoartia, Petromyzontiformes, Petromyzontidae. Gene Ontology annotation, molecular function: actin binding.
UCCGCAUUGGGUACCCCCUCUCUCCCCCCCCACUGGCGCUUUCGCUGCGGCGGCAGGAGUCGGUGAGAGCGAGGCGUUGUCGCACCUGAGGCGAAGUGUCGGGGUACUGAGAGCGGAGCCGAGUCGCGAACGUGCCCCGCGAAACGCGCGUCCAAGCCCCCCGGUCCGGUGCCUCGCCGCGCCGUGAGUUGUGAUUGGUUUGUGAGCGGCUGUGCUGCAUGAGACGAGGGACAUCACCCGGUGGAGAUUGCUCGUCGGUUCAUGGUGUGAGAGAGUUUCGUGUGCCAAGCUGCCAGCAUGCCGGUGCCGCCGCCGCCACCACCACCACCCCCUCCUCCCCCGAGUUUGUCAAAGGCGAACUCCGACCCACCAAAGCUGUCUCGCGAUGAGAACAAAGGACGUGGGGCCUUGCUGUCGGACAUCCACAAGGGCGCCCGCUUAAAGAAGGUCGUCACCAACGACCGCAGCACGCCCAUAGUGGACAGCAAGCCAAAAAGUGGGGGUGGUGGUGGAGGAGGUGGCGGCGGUGGCGGAGGAGGAAUGGGAGGGGGAGGAGGCAUGGGAGGGGGAGGAGGCCCUCCAGGGCUGGGUGGACUCUUUGCGGGAGGGAUGCCUCAACUCAAGUCUGCCGGUGGUCGCGGUGCAGCAGACUCUGGUGCCGGCCGUGCCCCUGUGAUGCCCCCUGGUAUGAGGACUCGCCCCAGCGACCAGCCAGACACUUCUGGCCUCUCUUCAGAAACCUCGAAACCUGCUGGCAUGCGGUUGCCAAUGCCACCCAUGGCCAAUCCGCCUCGUGGCAACCCACCUAGCAGCCCAUCGCCACGGCCGGGGAUGGGGCCGCCGCGUCUCCCGCUCGGCAAACCGGGAGGAGGCGGCGGAGGAUUUCCCCCUCCGCCACCUCCCGUCAUGUCCCAGCCUCCUCCCCCACCUCCACCUCACUCCAACAGGCAGAACCCCCCGCCCCCACCACCACCUGUCAGUGGCCGACCGCUGCCUAACCCACCGGAUGGCCGACCGCCACCCCCACCAGGCCCCAGCCGACACCAAGGUGCAAGGCCGAGUCCAGCAUUGCCACCGCCGCCGCCACCCAGCAGAGGAGCGUCGCCAUCUGUACCCACCAAUGGCGGACAAAGGGGGGGUCCACCGCCUCCCCAUUCGAGGGCACCGCCCCCUCCAGCAAGGGAACAGCCAAGAGACAACUCGAGCAAGUCAGGUGCCUUGCCCCCUCCGCCCCCUCCACUGAGGUCCGACCCCCGUGGGCCGCCUCCUCCCUUGCCGCCCUCCCGGAUUGGACCGCCGCCGCCCCCCCCUCCACCUGCUCACAUCAGCCAUUCGUCAGGGCCUCCUCCCCCUCCACCACCAGCACACAGGAAUGAGAGUGUGAACAAGAGAGAUGACUUUGAGUUGAGGUUUUCUUUCCGUCCUCUCAAUGAACUUCCACCUCCAGAGCCUUACCAUAACUUUCCGAAGAAUUACCCCAGCAAAGCGGUCAAAGGUGAUCGAUAAGUGUUGUCUCCUCCACCGACCCCAAAGAUUAUUUGUUUUCAAUGCCUUUUGUAUCCUGACCUGCCUGGAAUCUGGGAAAUAUGGUGUAUUUUUAAGGGCUUUUUUUGGUAUUUUCUUGAUUGUGUUGUUUGGUUUCCAUGCAACACUUUGUAAUUUCAGACUGUUUUAUUAAAAUACAGAAUGCCUCAGUGCCUUUUGUUUUAUUUUACCAUGGAAAUUAAUGCUUGAUGUAAAUGUAAAAAAGUACCUCGACUGCCUUGUUUUCUUGAAUAGCCAUGGACAGAAAUAUAGCAAUUGUUUAAUACACUUCUGACAGUUGUGCUAAUUGACUGUUUCCUUUACGCUAUUGUAUUAACAAAGUUGUGCGUGUUAAUAUUAAUGGUGAAGCAAUACUAACGUUCACUUCUAAAAUGCUGUACUUUUGUGCCUACCGCUUUGUGCGUUAUGCCGAGUAAGGCAAAAUGCACAUAAUGAUGCGACUAUAAAACAUUAUCCUGUUACUGCGUUCCUUCAAGGGUACAGGAAAACGUGAAAUGUGGCUGACAAUUUUUCAGUGAAUAUUUUAUCGUUCCAUCUUGUGUUUUUUUUUCCUGAGAAAAUGAAGCUUGAAAACUCUUACCUACAAUUUUAAUGUGGCCAGCUGAUAUGUUCUUUUAUAUGUGUGAGAGUUUACAGAUUCUUAGAGUCUGUAAUCUGGUAUAUAUGUCAAAUUCAGUCAAUGUAAAAUCAUGAAUGGUUUUCGAGGCAUGCCUAGGGGGAGGUGCUGUGCUCGACACAGCGAAGUCUGCAAAACUCCCAAAAAAAUGUACGCCUUGAUUUAAAUUUCUAGACUUGCUACCAUAAAGCCUCAAGUAUACACAGGGCAAAUAACUAGUACAAUGCUAAAUCAGAAUAUUUGUUUAUACUGGAGGAAUCUGAUGAGCUGUGAAGCUCUUUUGUACACAUGUCACGGUGACAUGCUACCAAUAGAAAAGAGGACUGCUUAAUUAUAUGCACGAUUGACUGCAAUGUGAGUGGCGCAUGCAGCGCAUUCAUGAAUAUGCGUCUCCUACCCACUGCUGUGUUGUAUUGUGGAGCACCGAGCAUUCGGGGAAAGAUGAUUUUAGUGUUGAGGAUGGGUAGGACACACAGUACUGUUGGCUAUGAUGGAAUACUCAUUGGCCCGUCCACCUAGAGGAGUUGGAAAUUGUGGUUCCUAGUAGCCUAUGUGAAUGGAAAUAUACCAUCACGUUCAUUGCACACAUAUCAUGUAUAAUUUUAUAUUUUAAUUUUAUGAUCGUUUCAAUAGCAAACAUGCCUUCAUAUCUUUCUAGCUUACCUUCCCAACAAGAGCUGUGUGAAAUGGAGGGUGAAAAAACAACUGUUAAACAUUUUCUAUCUAUUUUAUCAACAUUAGCAUCUCGACUUUGCAACUGUGGGCUUAUUAACGUGUACUGUAUAUUGAAUGUUGGGGUGGCAUGUAUUUGUGCUUGUAAAAUAAAAUCAAAUUUGAACACUGAAAA